Messenger RNA from Salmo salar (Atlantic salmon), 1079 nucleotides. The record is from RefSeq and is a predicted model, not a curated record. Lineage: Eukaryota; Metazoa; Chordata; Actinopteri; Salmoniformes; Salmonidae.
UUUAACCCCUUAUUCCCGAGCCACAAAUGGAGGUGCCGAAGUGAUCUUCUGUUUCCACCUGAUUGGAGUAGGAAUAAGGCUGGAACCUGUGGGAAUAUCUCUCUCUUAUUGCUGCCAGAUCUUUCACUCUGUGUCCCAUUGGAAAUCGAGGAACUUGGCUUCUCCAUUCAGCUUCAGCUAGCAUCUUCAUCUCUACCUCCGCAGCCUAUUAUAUGGAUCAGACAACGUCGUUUUUAUUGAUCUGCUUGGCAGUGUCAGCCGAGUAGGCUACCCUGUAAUUUCUGUAGUAAAAAACCAAAAAAAUCUACUUUCACUAUACGAUCACAAGUCCUCAACUGGAAGCUUCAUGAAAUGAUGGCGAAAAGCCCCGUCCGAGCCACUGGCGUCCCCCACCCCUAUUGGCCGCGGGACCUGUCCAUCCCAGGCUACGUGGUGAACGAUAGGUCAAUGCAUGAGAUCCUGUCCUUCCUCUUCUCUGUGUCGGGUCUCUUCCUGCUGUCCACCUGGGUCCUGACGGGCCGGAAGUGGGCCAGGGAUGGCCGAGGUCAGGAGUUCGGGGUGGCCAGGCGGCUGGCUAUCUGCUGGUUUGCUGUCUGUGGGUUCAUCCACGGGGUCAUUGAGGGAUGGUUCUCUCUGUACUAUGACGUCAUCCCCUCAGACCAGAGCUUCCUGUCUCAGCUGUGGAAGGAGUACUCCAAAGGAGACAGCCGAUAUGUCAUAGCUGAUAACUUCACGGUGUGUAUGGAGACAGUAACAGCCUGGUUCUGGGGACCAUUGAGUGUGUGGACGGUGUUUGCCUUCCUGGCCAACAAACCAUGCCGCUUUGUCCUGCAACUCAUUGUCUCUCUUGGUCAGCUGUAUGGGGCGGUGCUGUAUUUCUACACUGAGCACCGUGAUGGUUACAGCCACAGUCAGAUGGGUCACCCUCUGUACUUCUGGUUCUAUUUUGUCUUCAUGAACAUCCUCUGGAUCGUCAUUCCUCUGGUCCUCAUACUGGAUGCAUGGAGACACCUGCAGCAGGCCCAGACACACACUGACCUGGCCCAGAAGGAGAAGACCAACUGAUGAGUAGGGGGGGG